Messenger RNA from Gilbertella persicaria, 423 nucleotides. RefSeq lists its product as uncharacterized. The record is from RefSeq and is a predicted model, not a curated record. The transcript has a single exon. Lineage: Eukaryota; Fungi; Mucoromycota; Mucoromycetes; Mucorales; Choanephoraceae. Bases 1 to 423 code for a protein of 140 amino acids.
AUGAAUGAAAAGGCUCCUCUCUCACUCGGAACGGGACAGCUCUUGUCGAUUGCAAAGAAUGACCUGGAAUCGCUGAAGUGCUAUUACGAUCAUGGUAUUCCUGUCGGGUAUGGCACCAAGAAAAGAUAUAGGCCAAACAAAAGACUUGUUAGCUUUUAUGAAGAAAGUCACAGCCGAGUACCCGAUACGACCGAGGCACAUCUUGGUGAUAAAGGAUUGAAAGUCAACAGAAACAAGAACAAACAAGAGCAAGAUCAAAAAUAUUUUGAGAAUACGAAGAAAGAAAGCCAAAAGAGGUCCUCUGAUUCCAUCGAUGCUGAUGUUGGGGAAACUGACGUUUCUUACGAAGACCUAUGCAACAAAGACGACGAAUUGAUCCUCGGAAAAGCAAUUAGAAGCGAAGAGAAUUUAAUGUAUAGUUAA